Molecule: messenger RNA, 1497 nt
Organism: Trypanosoma grayi
Lineage: Eukaryota; Euglenozoa; Kinetoplastea; Trypanosomatida; Trypanosomatidae
Exons: 1
Coding region: 1-1497 (498 amino acids)
Source: RefSeq, a predicted model, not a curated record
AUGUUGUGCCCACAGCUCUUGGAGGCCGCGAAGGGAUCGUCGCUUCUGCUUGCGCGCGACGUACAACUCCCACAAGAGCAUGUGCGAGCCGCGUUUGAAUCGAUUCGUGCGGGUGAGCAAGGAUACGAGGUGCUCUACACUGUCACGGGUAACAACAACCGCGCAACGGAUAUUGUUCUCUGCCGUGACGCGCAGGAAGCAGCUAAGGUGCAGGAGUCAAUUGACGGCGCGCACGUUGACGUCUAUGCACUGUUGCACCAAAAGAAUGUAGCCGACGUGCACCCACGGCGGUCACCGCCUGCUUUGGCACCGAGGGGUGCGCUGUUCCGCCGAGAGUACCGAGUUGUGACGCGGGAGGAAGCGGAGGCGCGCGCGGCUACAGGCGCAAAAGCACCACCGGAAGUUGUGCCGUUGGGUGAAACACCGCCACCUGCUCUGGCACCGCUGAGUAAAUCCCCAGUGAGCGAGGCGCCACAGACCGCAGAGCGUGUAGAGACGCCGGCUGCACUGGUGAGGCUGACGGCUUACGAGGAGAUCGCGGCUCGUGGACCGGCAGCCGUGCCAGAGAGGCCCAAGCCCGCCCAGAGGGAGGCCGGGGAGAAGCGACAGAAGACACUCUUCGGCAGUCCAGUGGGUGGCGUGAAGCACGCCCGCCCAGCCGCCGGGCAAGCUACCAAGGCGGAGCCAAAACAGAAGAAGACCAAGGCUGCGACCCCAAAGGCGGAAAAGAGCGCAGGCACCACAAGCCUCAUGAAGUUGGCCAAGGCAUCGACUAAGAGGGAUAGCGGCAACAACAACGCGGGCUUUACAGCCACCACCAUGACCAAAACUAUCGGAAAGGGUUUCCUUGACGAGGAUGAAGAGGAGAAUCACCGCGAUAGCAGUUGUGGCAGCAGUAGAAGUGAUUCAUCACGAUGUGACGAAGGCUUUCUCGAGGAUACUGGGCCUGUCCUUGAUGUCAAUCUCACAGUAACGACGAACGAUGACAUUAUCAUUUGUGACGAUGCACCGCCCAUGGUGUUUCGCGCCGCUGAACCUGUUUUUAAUGCAGGAAAGAAAGAACCCAACUACCAGCAACAACAACAAAAGAAACAGUGUGAUGGCGCUGGUGGUAAUGCCCAACCGAAGCUCACAGGAUUCUUUCAGCAAGAGGUUGUGGCCUUCCAGAAGGCGUACACUCGCGAAGUGACGACCGACACUGUCUUUGAGAAUGGAGAAUAUAUUUGCAAGGACGUUGUGAGCUACCGCCAGAAUGAGAGCAAUGAAAUCAUUUCAGAGGAGGAGUAUCAUAGAAGAAGCGCGGAAAUCAUGUGUCGUUNUCAGGAGGCCGCACAGAAGGCGCAUCCUAAUAGAAGCAAUACCUCAUCUUCGAGCACUGGCGAUGCCACAGCGGCCUCUGUGGAGGCCGCGAGGGGCAGCAGGCCACCUAAGAUUGAGAAGCAAGUAAGAUCACAACCAAAGACGCUCAUAUCAUACUUUAACACAGCAUCGUCGUGA